GCGGAUUAGAGUUCAUUCAAAAUGCUUUUGAUGAGUUUAUUUACGGUUGUUUAAUGUUGGCACGAGCUGUAUUUUGAUCCAGUGUGUAUGGUGGUUGGUAUCGGAUCAUAAUUACUGAAUUGCAUACCUUUGACCGUAAUCGGUCUUCUGACAAUUAUGCCACCAUAUUAACGCCUGAUCGCGGUGGCAUAAUCGGUUUGGACGGUGUAGUGUGUGGAUGUCGUGCGCAGCUGUUCAUCCUGUCCUUCAUCUGCUCCAUGUGGAAAAAUGGCAUCACGAAUCCGCUCGAGUCGUCCGCGUCGUUCCAGCGAACAAAGAGCGCUGCUGGAUGAAACACCCCUCAGCAUCAGCGACGUCAGCAGUAAAGAUCCGAAAGAGAACUAUCGGACGGGUCUAUCGGACAGUAUUAAUCUGAAGAACAGCACCGUACGGCGUCUGCUGCAACUGAAUUUUCUGGUGCGCUGUCGGAAGAGUUUCGGUGAUAUUGAGGAAUGCGGGAUUGCCUUCGGUAGUGCGGUGCAUUAUCUGCUGAUUUCCCUCUGUGAUCCCUGUAAGGAGAUCCGGGCCGCUUCCUUCCGGGUCUUGCGACAUUUUACUACCGCACGCCAUCAUUGCGAGGCGCUGCGGACAGCGCAUGUGGAUUUUUAUGUCGCCCGGGCGCUGGAUGUAUCGCUGGACAAUGAAGUUGAGCGAAUACAAGCCAUCCUUCUGGCUCGUAAAAUGGUCCAACUGGGUGAUGUGCCGAAUUCCAUUGUUAACGCCAUGAUCGGCCUGGCAUCGGAAGGCGGCGAGGAAUCCGAGAGGAUGACUAAAAUCUGCCUAGAAACCUUAUGCGAAAUCUUGAUCCUGUGCCCGGAUCACCCCUACAUCGUUCGCAUACUGCGGGUUCUGAUGGACUUCCUGCUGACCUCCAGUUCCCUGCCUCUGACCAGUGCGGUCGUGGCGGCCAUUGCUCAUUAUGCCGGCAAGCAUCAAACGGCGGUUAUGGCCAGUCAGUGUGAUAUUACACAAAUUCUUUCGCCUAUCACAACGCUGGAAGGAUUUAGCGAUGAUAUCAGGAAAGAAGCCAAAGAUGCCAAAGCCGUGAUGGUUCAGGCAGCCAAGAAUGCCAUUGUAUCUGCAUUGCGCAGCUGGGAGGGACUGUAUUUAUUAACAUAUUCCGUGGUUACCGGUGUGGAAUCGCUUGUUGGCGUUUUAUCUCUGCACAACCCGGCUGCUCACGAAGCUGUAUUCGAUAUUGUAUCUCAGUUACUUUUUAUUCCCAAGGAUUAUGAAUCCUCCCUUGUCCCUUGUGAAUCCUGGAGUAUACAAGAGGACUUUGUGGCCGGCGAAGCGCGUGCCUUAUUGCCGCACAUCGGUCGGACACGUGUCAAUUUGUGUGCCAAUGUUAUUACCUUGUUAUUGUUUCUCUUCCAACAAACCCGAUUGAUUGAGGGUUUGGUAUCUGUGAUAACCGCUGAUCCGGAUUUGCACCGGCGAGCAUUGUAUUUAUUGAACAGUUUUUUAUCACUGGCAAAUGUUUAUCUUCCCGCGGAGUUCACCACGCAGAUGCAGAGCUUACCGGCGCUGGUCUCCCUGGCCACGGCUAUCAACAAGUACAACAGUCGCGUCCAGGGCGCGGAAGCCGUUGCCGAUCUCUUUCGGCUCAACCAUGAGCGCUCCAUCCAACCGGAAAUGCCGCCGAAUAUGAGCCUUUAUCUGGAGCAUGUAUUGGAGAUGUGCCGGCGAAAUCGUGAACGGAAGUAUUUCGAUGGUUCACUAAGGGACCUGGAUAACAGUAUGAUAAGAGAUUCUCUUGUCCUCAUUGACAAUACGCAUACAAGCUGGAAAUGGCAGCUUAUCGCGUCAUUAUUGAAGGCCGAUGCCAUCCGUGCUAGUGAUGCUAGCGGCUACAGAUUUCUGUAUAAAUUGCUCAUCUUCUACAAACCUUCGAAUAAAUUAUUCUCCGUAAUACCAAAAAAGCAAGAUCUCGGCCGUUUGAAGGCCCGUUGUGGGAGUUAUUUUGUGGAGAUAUUAUUGCGUGAAGUGCCAGAUAUGCUGGAGGAGCUCCUAACUGAUUUCACCCGGUAUUUGAAAAUGUCCCACGAAGAUCCCGGUGCUGAUGUGAUAUUCAAUCCGUUGAAACUGUUAUCGUCCUGCUCUUCGGAUUAUUUUAUGUUCGUGGGAAAAAUCUCAUGCCAUCCAGAGGGAGAAAAAAUGCUACAGAAAACCGGCGUUUUUGAUACGUUUGAGCGUCUGAUUUUUAUGGAGGACAUCCAUGAAUCGUACAUCAAACUAAUUAUCACGAUGCUGGAUUACCGGAAUGAUGGGCUGUCGAGGGGAUUAUUACGGAAAGCCUUGAACCUUUGCUCACCGGCUCUCCGGCGUUAUGCGACGCUGCAUUUGCGGACGCUUUUACGCGCUCGUCUACCGGGAUUUUCUGAAUGGGGAAUGGAGUUGUUAAUUGGACGCUUGCAGGAUGCGAACAUCAUUGUCGCUCAGACUGCCGUGGAAAUCAUCGAUGAAGCGUGCGAUGAGAAGGCCAAUCUGGAUGACUUUGUCGGCCGGGAGAAACCACGAAUGGAGCAUCUCCAUCCCAUGACGGAUUUCUUGACCGCACGCGUUUUGGGUACGAAAGGCGGAUUUGAGAUGAUGAAAGAAAUGGUGUACAUGGAGAUACUGAAAUGGAAGGAUGGCUUCAACAGGCGCUAUGUUGAUAUCGUCGAACAUCUGCUCAGCGCUAAACUGAUGUGCGGCGAUUCCGAACGGUCCAUGUACCGGCAAACUUCGCAAUGUGUCUGCAUGCCGGAGAUUUUUCUACCAGAACAUCUUUACGGUCAGCUAGUGCAGCAUUCCGAAGGAUCGCUACUAAUUCGCGAGGAAAUGCCCCAUUUGGUGAACGUUAUCCGCGCAACGUCCAGUGAGCCAACCAUCAAUACCAAAUCGGCGCUAUGGGCUCUGGGUCACAUUGGCCGAACUGUCGAUGGAAUGGCGAUGCUAAACGAAUACGAUGUGCUGGAUAUGGUCGUUAGUACAGCGGCAGAGCAUCCGAAUUUAUCCGUCCGUGGGACGGCGUAUUUCGUUCUGGGAUUAUGGUCAACAACGGAACGUGGCGCUGAUCUCCUAAAAUCACGCGAUUGGUUGGCCAUUCGGCACAAUCGCCAUGAACUGUGGCCACUGGUCGAUCAGCGGGUGCAGUACACGUGGGACAACGCAUCCGAAUCCAUCACCGCUGCCCUGCCUAGUUUCAAUGCGUCGCCUCGGCCGCAGCGCUUGAUCUCCUUCACCACGGCGCCUGCGCAUGAUUUGCGAGUGCCCUCGCCGUUGUUUGCUGAGAAAGAAGCCAAUGUCUUCUUCACGAAAGAUGGAUGCUAUUUGGAUGGACCGUUACCACACAAAACUAGUCGCGGCGAAUCCGGGUUUGAGUCGUCUGAUGGUCUGGAUUCAGUGCCAGAUGGCAUUGCGAAGGAUCACAGAAUGGAUCGCAGUGCCAGCGCCAAAACGACGGAUACGGCGCUUAGCAGCUUUGGAUCACCGGAUGACUUGACUGAUGGCUCGCCUACUCGGCUGUCGCAUUUUCAGCGCUCUCCGGAAAGUCAUGCUAGUUCGGCAGUCGAGCGUUCCCGUCGCACGCUUCUGCGGAUGAAAUCGCAUCGCGAUACAUAUUCAUUUGACGAAGUACGGCAUCGGCGCAGUGAAGCGCGGCAUUCCUUUCGCUCGCUGGUUCACACCAUGAAAGUGCACAGCACCUUUCUGCAUCGGAAGAGUUCCGUGCACAGUGCUAGUCCUCCUCAUCCGAGUGCACCGAGUUCAACAUCUUCUUCCAUUGUACCUGGAGAGUCGUCAGCCAAAGAAGAAAAAUACAUCGGAAUAUGUGUCCCUUUGAGACGGAAUAUGUGGCGAAAGCAGCCUGUUCGCAAAUCCGUCCAUAAGGAUGAUUUUUUUGUGGGAAACCUUGUGACACGGAAGCUUAGCCAUCAGGUUGAUCCCAGAAACGGUUUGGAGUUGCACUCGGUGUCUAACUGUAUCAUGUGCUCAAUGUUGGCCGUGGAUCGGUCUAGGGCUGAAACAACAGAAAGCCCGGUGGUUCUCAAGCGAAAGGAAGUGUUGCGAUUCAUCAGCGCCUUGGCUACACCGCUCGGACACAAGGCGGCGGAACAAGGACUGCUACAAUUGAAGAACCAGCUGGCUGAUUCGUUUCUUGAUCCUUGUUUGUACUCGGAAGUAAGCCACAUUCUCUCAGCGUAUACUUUCAAAUUGUCCAUUCGCCGCAUGAUACAAGAGUUGUUUUUGGAUUUACCCCUUCAGAAGUGUCUGCUCGAACCUCUGGAGUCCGAAGUGCGAUCUGUUAGCACUCCUGUGCCUGAAGAGAAUUUGAGCAGUGAUGAUGCUCCCCAGAUUGGCGAAUUAGCAAUAUAGUUUUGUUACCAUGUUUCGUUUCUUUGGACAACAACGGUCUUUGAAGCGUUUUUCCGAGUUUUUACGCUGCAUUGGCAGGAAAGCAGCUUUAUGCGGUUUUUUGGUGGACUUUUCCGGUUAAAAUUGGUUUGAAAACCGGUUGUUUUAUCGUUUUAUGGGUAAGAAUAAUAAAAAUAUUGUGCGCGA
This is a messenger RNA of Paramacrobiotus metropolitanus, 4584 nucleotides long. RefSeq names its product rapamycin-insensitive companion of mTOR-like. The transcript is spliced from 19 exons. Gene Ontology annotation, biological process: TORC2 signaling; positive regulation of phosphatidylinositol 3-kinase/protein kinase B signal transduction. Gene Ontology annotation, molecular function: protein serine/threonine kinase activator activity. The coding region runs from base 268 to 4398 and encodes 1376 amino acids. NCBI's taxonomy places the organism in Eukaryota, Metazoa, Tardigrada, Eutardigrada, Parachela, Macrobiotidae. Gene Ontology annotation, cellular component: TORC2 complex. The record is from RefSeq and is a predicted model, not a curated record.